Anopheles darlingi is the source of this 474-nucleotide messenger RNA. RefSeq names its product probable small nuclear ribonucleoprotein Sm D2 (gene SmD2). Gene Ontology annotation, cellular component: U1 snRNP; precatalytic spliceosome; U5 snRNP. Lineage: Eukaryota; Metazoa; Arthropoda; Insecta; Diptera; Culicidae. Bases 74 to 433 code for a protein of 119 amino acids. The transcript has 2 exons. The record is from RefSeq and is a predicted model, not a curated record. Gene Ontology annotation, molecular function: RNA binding. Gene Ontology annotation, biological process: RNA splicing; spliceosomal snRNP assembly.
GCGUCCCUCCCCCUCCUCGUUGGUUUGCGCUUUUUCUGCUGUUCCGCUUCGAUUUCGUGAUUUUCUGAACAAAAUGGCUAUGGCAAAACCGAAGUCAGAACUUACGCCAGAGGAGCUGGCCAGACAGGAAGAGGAAGAGUUCAACACCGGGCCGCUGUCCGUGCUCACACAAUCGGUAAAAAACAACACUCAGGUGCUGAUCAACUGCCGCAACAACAAGAAACUGUUGGGCCGCGUGAAGGCCUUCGAUCGGCACUGCAACAUGGUGCUGGAGAACGUGAAGGAAAUGUGGACGGAGAUUCCGCGCACCGGUAAAGGCAAGAAAAAGGCGAAGCCGGUCAACAAGGACCGCUUCAUCUCGAAGAUGUUCCUGCGCGGCGAUUCCGUUAUUCUGGUCCUCCGUAACCCUCAGGCAACGGCUGCUGGCAAGUGAAUCUGUCCCGGGGCGUUGAAUAAACUAGCGUAAGGAACUUC